Gekko japonicus is the source of this 1637-nucleotide messenger RNA. It is a transcript of the gene CCNJL, whose product is annotated as cyclin J like. Gene Ontology annotation, cellular component: cytoplasm; cyclin-dependent protein kinase holoenzyme complex; nucleus. Gene Ontology annotation, molecular function: cyclin-dependent protein serine/threonine kinase regulator activity. Gene Ontology annotation, biological process: regulation of cyclin-dependent protein serine/threonine kinase activity; mitotic cell cycle phase transition. The record is from RefSeq and is a predicted model, not a curated record. Lineage: Eukaryota; Metazoa; Chordata; Lepidosauria; Squamata; Gekkonidae.
UGAAGAUGGAGGAGCCAUGGUGGAGAGGAGACCUUGCAGCAGAGAUUCAUCAGACUCUGAGGCUGAAGGAGCUGAAACUGCCUGUGUACAAGGCCCAUUCUUCACAAAUGGGGAUGCGGCGUUAUUUGGCUGACCUCUUGACCAUCCUCAGCAGCCGCUGCCAACUGUGUCCAACGGCCCGGCACCUCGCAGUCUACUUGCUGGACCUCUUUAUGGACCGCUAUGAUGUUGCUGUCAAACAACUCUGUGUCAUUUCAGUUGCUUGCCUCCUUCUUGCAAGCAAAUUUGAAGAAAAAGAAGACAGAGUGCCAAAGCUGGAGCAGCUGAACAGCUUUGCUUCCUUGUUCUGCCUCAACCCGGUGCUUACGAAAAAAGACCUGUUGAAGAUGGAACUGCUGCUCUUGGAAAGUUUCAACUGGAAUCUCUGCCUGCCAACGCCAGCACACUACAUUGACUACUACCUCUUGGCCUCUGUUAGCGAGACUGACCUACACAACGGCUGGCCUAUUACAUCCGUAACCAAAGUCAGAGUUUUCAUGGAGAAAUAUGCUCACUAUUUCCUGAAAGUCUCCCUGCAAGAUCACAUUUUCCUCUCCUUCCAGCCUUCCCUGGUGGCUGCUGCUUGUGUGGGUGCCUCCCGUAUCUGCCUUGAGAUAUCUCCAUCUUGGACCACACAGCUCGAAGUGCUGACGUGUUAUUCCUGGGAGAAUCUUGCUACGUGCAUAGAAAUGAUGCUCAUAGCUCACAACAAGGACAUCAAAGAAGCCAGUAAGGAUCAAAUGACACUCCUACAGCAGCAGCAAGUCAUGGAAAGCUUAGUCCUGCAGACCCCCACGCAAGUCCUCUUUCAGCAGUCGAGACAUCACCCCAUGACACAGCACUCAGCACUCCUCUCGCAGUUCCACUCUCCAAUACAGGAUCUGUGCUCUGCUUACCGAGACUCUUUACAAGCUCCACGACCUAGUGACCUUGCUUUGGGGAAUGCCAGUGAUUCACUGUGCUCCUUCUCCACCUUAUCCGCCAGUUUUCAGCCUGUUGCGCAAACCGUAUCAAUUCAAGGGCCUGUUACUAUGCAGGUUGCCAUUUCCACAGAGCCUAGGCACUGCCUCUCUCUGACAUAUGGCAGCAGUUACUUCAGCAAGCAUCAUUCAUAUGCAGCCGGUUGUUUUGAUGGCUGAAAGGUAGCAAGGGGAAUUCGUCUUCCAUACCACUGAGGUUCUGCUUCCCAUGCGCACACCAGGUGCACCUACCACAUAACGAGAGUUCCAUCCUAAAACUGCUUUGCUGGAGCUGAACCAGCCUAUCAGCAAAGCUGGGUUUUGCUUUUAAAGUUCAAAAUGUGGAUGCCACUCCUGCAAGAAUUAACUUGGCAGGAGCAAUCCUUAUGAAAAGAAGUGCAACACUAUACCUCACUACUGUUUCAACAUGGCUUCAUUAGAUAUUGGUGGAUGGAUGGAUAACAUAAUUUUCCUUUUAUGAUCCUUCCAUACAAGAGGCUUCUAUGUACUAGGAAGAACUCUUGAGUUAUACAAUGGUUCUUUUGGAUAAGGAAACAUGGGGAAAUUUCUGAUUAUCAUUCAGUGUUCUUGUUAUAAGAUGGUGGCAGUUCUUAACACUGGAACCUGUUGUAGAUACCU